AAAGAGAGAGAACUUUGUUGAGCUAAACCCUAGCUCCGAGCCUCUGAGAAGAAAUGGGGAUUUAAUCCCGUAUCUUCUUAGGGUUUUGCAUAGUACUCGAUCAUGGAUUAUUCUGAUGAUGAUGGCAUGCUCGAUAAUGAAUCAGGUGAAGAUAAUUUAUACAGUGACGAUGCGGCCGACAGCAAUCCUGGUUUUGCCGAGGAAGACAUGGACAAGGAUUCCACAUUUCAGCUAAGUUACGUAGUUCUCAACGAAGAAGACAUUCGCAAGCAUCAAAGGAACGAUAUCGAACAAGUUUCUACUGUUCUCUCUAUAAGCCAAGUCGAAGCGAUCGUUUUGCUUCUUCACUACCAGUGGGGUGCUAGUAGAAUUGAAGAUGAAUGGUUUACCGAUGAAGAAAAAGUCCGUGAAAGCGUAGGUUUAUUGAAGGAGCCAGUUGUUGAUCUUAACGACAAAGUGAACAUUGAAUGUGGGAUUUGCUUUGAUUCAUUUCUUCAGAAGGAUAUUGCAACGGUUUCUUGUGGUCAUCCUUAUUGCAAGACUUGUUGGACUGGUUACAUCACUUCGAAAAUUAACGAUGGCCCGGGAUGUUUGACGGUUCAAUGUCCUGAGCCGUCUUGUUCUGCUGUGGUUGGUCAAGAUAUGAUCAAUAGUGUUGUAACCAAGGAAGAGGAUAAGGAGAAGUAUUACAGAUAUUUUCUUAGGUCUUAUAUCGAAUCGAGCCAGAAGAAGAUAAAAUGGUGCCCGUCGCCUGGAUGCGAAUACGCUGUUGAUUUUGGAGGUGAAAGUGAAAACUAUGAUGUUUCUUGUCUGUGUUCGUAUGAAUUUUGCUGGAACUGCUGUGAAGAUGCUCACCGCCCUGUGGACUGCCACACAGUGGCGAAAUGGAUAUUCAAGAACAAUGAUGAAUCCGAGAACACGACUUGGAUACUUGCCAAUACAAAGCCUUGUCCUAGUUGCAAACGUCAGAUCGAGAAGAACCAAGGAUGCAACCAUAUGAGAUGCUCCAUUUGCAAACAUAGAUUCUGUUGGGCUUGUCUGGAUCCACUGAAUAAUCACAAGUCUUGCCACAACUUUAGGGGUGAGACUGCAGUUAAGCGAGAAAUGGCGAAAAAGGCAAUCGAUAGAUACAUGCAUUAUUACGAAAGAUGGGUGGGCAAUCAAUCUUCGAGGGUAAUGGCUAUGGCAGAUUUGAAGAAAUUGCAAUCGGUGCAGCUUGUGAAACUUAGUGUCAAACAUGGCAUACCGGAAACUCAGCUCCAAUUCACCGUAGAGGCAUGGCUUCAGAUCAUCGAGUGCAGAAGGGUCUUGAAAUGGACAUAUGCAUAUGGGUACUACCUUCCUGAGCAGGAAAGUACCAAGAAACGAUUUUUCGAGUAUUUACAAGGAGAAGCUGAAGUUGGUUUGGAGAGGCUACAUCAUUGUGCAGAGUUGGAGUUCCAAGAGCUCGUCAAGGAAACUGAAGAUUUCUCUAAAAAAUUCGAAGAUUUCAGGAGGAAGUUAAUUGGUUUGACUAAAGUAACCAAAACAUAUUUCGAAAAUCUUGUGAAAACUUUGGAGAAUGGUCUUGCUGAUGUGGAACCCAAUGAGACCAAAUCGGCAACAGACUCUAAUAAAAGACAAAAGUUGGUAUAAUGGUAUUAAAAAGAUCCAAGUGAUUACUGAGAUCUCUUGGUUCAUGUACUAUCUGUGUUUUAUGUUUUUUUUUGUGUGGCGAGGAUGUAGA
Messenger RNA from Brassica oleracea var. oleracea, 1726 nucleotides. Its product is annotated as probable E3 ubiquitin-protein ligase ARI11. Gene Ontology annotation, biological process: ubiquitin-dependent protein catabolic process; positive regulation of proteasomal ubiquitin-dependent protein catabolic process; protein polyubiquitination. The record is from RefSeq and is a predicted model, not a curated record. Bases 103 to 1635 code for a protein of 510 amino acids. The transcript is spliced from 2 exons. Gene Ontology annotation, molecular function: zinc ion binding; ubiquitin conjugating enzyme binding; ubiquitin protein ligase activity. NCBI's taxonomy places the organism in Eukaryota, Viridiplantae, Streptophyta, Magnoliopsida, Brassicales, Brassicaceae. Gene Ontology annotation, cellular component: ubiquitin ligase complex; cytoplasm.